GUCCCCUAGUAUUAAUCGAUUGUAGCUGUUGAAAAAUUAUAACCACAAUGUGUUUGCGGCAAUGCUUACAUAUGACGCUGUGGUCUGGAAAUUUUAACGUUUUUCAAAUGUAAAAACAUACACAUCGGAUAAAUGUAUUCGUGGUCCAUAUUACAAACAGUUUUACAAAAUAUUUAAAUAGUGUCCACACUAAUAGUUCUGUGUAGCCCAUGUGUCCUAUAAAAUAGAAACGUUUUCUAAAUGUAUACACAUAUCCAUUUAACAAAUGUAGACGUGGUCCUUUAUAUAUACGGAUUUCCAACGUAUGUAAAAACCCAAUAGAUAAAUGUAAAUCUGGCCCGUUAUGUAAACUAUUAAUAUUACGUAGGUACAUCGUAAUCAGAUAAAUGUAAAUAUGGACCAUUGGUUUAAACUAUUGGAAACAUUAGAACAGUGGCAGUAUUUUAACUUAUUUUUAAUGUAAAUUUAUCAUACAUGACGGAUCAUUUUAUCUUUACGUUUUCACAAGGUGGGUAUAAAUUAUGUAGGUAUGAUAAUUAAAACGCAUUACAUAGAUAUACUUACUUUAGUUUUUAGUUUACCAUCGGCGCCAAUAAAUUAUAGACUGUGUACGAGUAAGUAUACCUAUGGUGCAAUGUAAAAGAUGCUUUUCCCUCUUGAAAAAAUCGCGUUUUAACAGUGUACAUAACUAUUUAUUUGUAUCUGUUGAAAUAUCAUAAUCACAAUGUGUUUACAAAAAAUGCUUGCCUGUGCCACUUUGGCAUGGGAGUAGAAACGUUUUUUCAAAGGGUCUACAUUAUAUGCCUAUUAUUAGAUUAAUGUAAACGUGGUCCCUUAUACAAACGGUUCUACGAAGUAUAUGCAUUGUGUUUACAUUAAUGCUUAUAUUUGACAUUGUAGCAUGGAAGUAGAAAGGUUUUUCCGAAGUGCGUACACAAACAUCAGUUAAAUAUAAAAAUGAUCCGUUAUGUAUAUAUUCCUAAAAAGUAUCUGUAAAGCCAUUGGAUAGAUAUAACCGGACUUUCUAACAUAUGGAAAUAAGUUUUGUGCCACCAUGUAUAUACUUUACAAUGCGCAUGCUGCGUGGCGCGUGCAUUUGGUAAAUUUACGGCGUUCCCGCUAAUUCAUGUACAUAACCUUAAUAAAACUUCUUGUGUACGUAAAGUUUAUCGCUAAACACGUUUGUUUUACAGAUUAAUAGUUUUCAAUUGUGCAUUUUGUUGUUACCGCCAGGUUUAUCACAUAAUACCUAUAUACAGGGGGUUUGUAUAGGUAAUCUAAGGCGCCUAAUUAAAGAAUUGGUAGAUAUUUCGUUUAAUCGUAACAACUUAGUAUAGAAUAGGAUGGGUAGUGUAUCAGAUGUACCUGUGACUACUAGAAAACUAAAACCAGACCUAUUACAACAUGCCAAGGGCAAGUUUGUUGUGGCUGAAUUUCUUCCAUUUAAAGAAAUAGAAAGUAUGACCAUAGAAGCCAUACCGGGGUAUUGGUUGCAGGAAUCAACGACAUGUUUUAUUUGUCCUGCAACUGAAAAAAAUGGUGAUGUAAAAAAAAUAGUGCAAAGUUACAUAUUUGCAUAUAUACCACCAACUUCUACUCAUCAUAUCCGGAAAGCUAAAAUGGAAAAUUCUUUACCGGAUCCAGAAACGUGGGUUAAAUGGCCCAUUAAUUUUGUGUUGGAUACAAUAUUUGAGACUUAUUUGGAGGCUAGACAAGAAGAGGUAAAAGCGGAAGCAUAUCCUUUCAGUGAUCUUGACAAUUACAUUGUACAAGGUAAAUAUAAAGAAAGGCGUACUAAGAUUCACAAGAAAAAAUGGCCUAGUGACUCAACAACCGCUUAUGAAACGGACAGUGAUCUUGAAGAAGGGCUCGGUACAACAAAUACAUCGGUAGUACUUAAUAAACGUGGUACUAUGAACAGUCAAAAACAAAAGGUUUUCAAAAAGAAACCUUUAGAAACACACAAUAUUCCUUCACCUCCCGCAUAUGUUCAAGAAGAAUACCGUAAUGUUGUUCAGCCAACUAUAUCUACUGCGAAUGAAAACGACGUUCCCACUGCAAAUCUUGAAGAGACAUUAUGGAGCGAGAGUGUCUCAGAUCAAGCACACAAUCAUGAACACAUCAGAAAUGUAAGAAUUCCACUUUGCAAUCCUACUGUCCCACAAUCAGGUAAUCAAUGUAAAACUAUAGUGAUAGAUAGUCAUCGAGAUAGUCAUGAUGGUGGGACCAUGACAAAUGGAAAACAUGAUGCUUUGUCCGAAAAUUCUGGAAGUAUCGAGUUCAGUUCUCCCUGUAUCCUGGUAGAGACUGAUGUUAAUCAAGAUCAGUUGACUGAGAUUACUUUGAAUGAAAUAGAAGAUGCUGCUGUCACUGCAACCCCACACCAAAAUACUCCAUUGAUCCCGCCAGGAGUUCCUGUUGGGGUUGAAAUUGAUUUAGAAAACAUGGACUUGUUCCAUAAUGCCACUGGAGACAACAAAGACGAAUUUAAUAAAGCUUGUUUCCUCCGAUUGUUAGACCUGACUGUUGAAAAUAGAAAUAGACUUAUAAAAUUAGAGAAUUUAUUGGAAUCAAUAAAUGCGAAACUAGAUGUUAAAUGUACAAUUGAGGGUAACCAUCAGGAUUGGGCUAAAAUGAAAGAUCUAGUACCCCUUCCCAUUAACACAAUGGAAGAAUUGGAACACCUGAAUAACACCUUGAAGAAGAAUAGUACUUAUUUCAAGUAUCUGCAAAGUUACAUGAUGGACUCAUGUCCCAUACCAAAUAUACAAAACCUAGAUUCAAAAACAGUAAAACAAGAAUUGCAUAAAGUUGUUGGACAUAUUUUGUGCAGAAUUAUGACAAACGAAUUAGCAGUGGGUUUAAAUAUGUGUGGGCGGCAUCUAAAUGCAAACACCCCUAAAAAGGAAGGGUUAAAAAAAUAUCCAGAACUCCUAAUGGUAACAUUUGCCAUGAAGCCUAAGGCAAAACUAUCAAACUUGGAACUAGAUAGGGCCCAGUCGGAAGCUGCCAUUGGAGAGUGGCUACGGCAGGCUAAGACCCGCAUGGGUGAAAGUAAAGAGCUUAAACGAAAAAAAAUGGCAGAAAAGAGGGCGGCGGAAAACAAUAAAUGACAUGUAGUAUAAUGUAUUGUACCUGUAAUUAAAGUAGGUAAAUAAAAAUACAUUGUUUAGGCGUAUAUACCA
Photinus pyralis (common eastern firefly) is the source of this 3185-nucleotide messenger RNA. RefSeq lists its product as uncharacterized. NCBI's taxonomy places the organism in Eukaryota, Metazoa, Arthropoda, Insecta, Coleoptera, Lampyridae. The record is from RefSeq and is a predicted model, not a curated record. The coding region runs from base 1344 to 3113 and encodes 589 amino acids. The transcript has 12 exons.